This is a messenger RNA of Trichoderma asperellum CBS 433.97, 1251 nucleotides long. RefSeq lists its product as uncharacterized. Gene Ontology annotation, biological process: regulation of DNA-templated transcription. Gene Ontology annotation, molecular function: zinc ion binding; DNA-binding transcription factor activity, RNA polymerase II-specific. Lineage: Eukaryota; Fungi; Ascomycota; Sordariomycetes; Hypocreales; Hypocreaceae. The record is from RefSeq and is a predicted model, not a curated record.
AUGUCCUUUACGGCUCGUGAGCGCAACAACCCACCGCCCCGCAAGAAGAGCUGCGCGGCAUGCAUCAAGGCCAAGCGCCGCUGCGACUUUGCCGUCCCGGCCUGUUUGCGGUGCUCGCAGCGGCGCAUUGAGUGCGAGUAUCCGUCACGUACGCCGCAGGUCAAGGCCAAGGUCAAGGCCCCCAAGCGUGUUUCGCACGAGCCGACGCCGUUGCAAGAUGUGGUUGUUGCUGAUGGCGCCGUGGGCGAUGGCUGCACAGGUGGCCAUGCUGCACCCGUAGACGGAGAGGCCAGCCAGUACGGCAUGCAUCCAUUUCUCUGCGACCUUGAGACCCUUGACUACGGUGCUGAGAGUCAGGGCUACGACGUUGUGCACCAGCCGUCCAUGCUGGCAGCGCCAACCACCAAGGGACUUCAUGACCGACUGACGGAGGUUGUCGCGAGAAGAUUACAGUUCUCCUUGGACCAGAUCCAGAAAGCACCUAGGACCAUGGUGAUGGAGACGCGGACACCGUGGUCGCACCCGCUCGUCUAUGCCGACGGCAUGCCCCGUUCGAUGCAAGACGCUCAUGCUUCCUGUGCACUCUAUUUGGCAAAGAACCGAGCAAACGCACCCGUCAUUCUCCGUUGCAUCGAGUCUCGAGUGGAGGAUUUACUGUGCGAGCCUUUACCCACAACGCCAAUGGACAGCCUCGCUCACACCCAAGCGCUGCUCCUCUACCAGAUUAUCCGCCUCUUUGACGGGGACAUUAGCGCCCGAGCAUCAGGCGAGCGCCUCAUUCCAAUCCUCGAGACGUCUGCAAUUGGCCUCCUCGCACACGUCGUCUUCGACACCGAGGCAAACUGUCCAGACCGUUUCGCCGAGUGCUGCGUGGCCACGCUCUCGGAUCUGUGGAAAGACUGGAUCUUCCAAGAGUCGGCGCGGCGGACGCUCCUCUUUACCUUCUUCUUUCUGCAGGCCUAUCGCCUGCUCACAGGCAGCCAGAACCUGUACCAGUGCGAUGGGCGCCUGGGCCUGUGCCACUCCUGGAUGGUAUCGGAGCAUCUGUGGCAGGCGGAGACAGCGCUGGAGUUUAGGGACGCUUGGCGGCAAAAGAAUCACUUCCUCGUCAUCGACGGGCAAUUCACCGCAGUGCUGAGUGAAGCAAAGGCCGCCGAUGUCGACCUAUUUGGAAAGAUGUUGCUCUCCGCGGCGAUGGGAAUCCCAGAGCUGGAGGCUUGGUUUGCUAGUCGGGGCGGUUCGCUAAAAUGA